This is a messenger RNA of Argiope bruennichi, 2891 nucleotides long. RefSeq names its product calpain-7-like. The coding region runs from base 326 to 2785 and encodes 819 amino acids. The transcript has 18 exons. The record is from RefSeq and is a predicted model, not a curated record. Gene Ontology annotation, biological process: proteolysis. Gene Ontology annotation, molecular function: calcium-dependent cysteine-type endopeptidase activity. NCBI's taxonomy places the organism in Eukaryota, Metazoa, Arthropoda, Arachnida, Araneae, Araneidae.
UUCUAAGUUAAUUGACAUGUGAAUAUGUUGUGUUUACCUCUGAUAGAAUUUUUACAAUUAAAUUUAAAAUGAGCUCAAAUCUCGAAAAGCUAUUAAGUAAAUAGAAUAGUUAGAUUUUAUUACAAUAUAUAUUGAUUUUUUUAAGUUUUUAAAGAAACAUAUUGAAUGCCUGUGUGCCUUUCAAUUUUGUAUUGUUUUAGAAAGAUGAACAUUCUUUUAUAAUAUGUUUCAUCUCAAUAAAGUUUAUGGUAAAUUUAUAUUACAAUUGUAAAUAAAAAUCCAUUUAAAGAUUUAAAGUGGUAAUUUGAUAUCUUAAAAAUCAACUAUGAACGAGGAUUGUAAAAAAGCUGAAGCAGAUGCAGUUGAAUUUGCUACUCGUGCCAUAGACUUUGAUAAACAACAAAAUUUUGAUGCUGCAAUAUAUUACUAUCGAAUUGCAGCCCAGACACUAAAUGGUGCUUACCUUCUUGGAUCUCAGGUAGCUGGGAUAUUAGAUAAAGCUCAUGAAUAUAUUAAUAGAGCAGAAGCUUUGCAGAAAAUAAAACAUGAAAUAAAUGCAAAGAGGCCAGAAAAGAAUGAGCAAAAGUUAGAGUUGGAACGUGCUGAAUUUUUGUUACGACAUGGCUUAGAAGAAGAUGAAGCAGGGAAUGAUGAGGAAGCUGUAGAACUAUAUCUGCAAGCAGCUGAACUUUGCUUAAAAGCUCGAAAGUCAACAAAUGAUAAAAAUUUACAAGCGAAACUUACUGGUUUGGCAGAAAAUGCUUUGGACAGAGCUGAAACUUUGAAAAAGAAAACAGCAGUUGUGAAACCUCCAUCUCCUCCUUCAUCACCCCUUCCUGGAAUCUCUAAUUUGAAAGUGAAUGAAAUCCCUAAUCAAAAGCAAGUGUUAGUUAAUAAUCGACCAAGCUCUCCCACGCCUCUUCAUCAGAUAUCUGGUAGAGGAACUUACACAAAAGAAGAGAUUGCUGUUUUAAGAACUACAUCCAUUGUAAAUGGUAGAGAAUAUGUGCCAUUCAUGUCAAUCGAUCUGAAAGAAAGAUUUGCUUAUCCAAUGCCUUUCAGUGACAGAGAUGGUAAACUUGCUCUUAGUCCUAAGCAGAGAGCUGUAUUUAAUAAAUGGGUUCGCUUGGAAGACAUUUCAUCGAAACCUGUUUUGAUUGAAGUAAUAGAUUGUUUCAGCUUAAGGCAGACUAUAGUUUCUGAUUGUUCCUUUGUUGCAUCAUUAGCUGUCAGUGCUCUCUAUGAAAAAAGGUUCAAGAAGAAAGUAAUAACUAGCAUUAUAUAUCCACAGAACAGAGCUGGUGACCCUGUAUAUAAUCCUUGUGGGAAAUAUAUGAUUAAAAUGCAUUUUAAUGGUGUUCAGAGAAAAGUUAUAAUUGAUGAUUACAUCCCAAUGGGAAUGCAUGGAGAACUUCUUUGUUCAUUCUCUAGUAACAAAAAUGAAUUUUGGAUCUCUCUUUUAGAAAAAGCUUACAUGAAAGUCAUGGGUGGUUACGACUUUCCAGGUUCAAAUUCUAAUAUCGAUCUUCAUGCACUGACAGGAUGGAUACCAGACAGAAUUACUCUUGAAGUGAAUGAUCCGACUUUUGCAAAAGAUGCUGUUUUUAAAAAACUUCAUAGUAAGCAUAAUAUAGGGCAUGUGUUGAUAACAGUUGCUACUGGUGAAAUGAGUGACAGUGAAGCUGACCGUGCAGGAUUAGUCCCUACACAUGCUUAUGCUGUUUUGGAUGUUAAAGAAGUUUUAGGAAAGAGAUUAUUCCUUUUAAAAAAUCCUUGGAGUCAUCUGAGAUGGAAAGGGCGUUAUUCUGAACAUGAUACAAAAAACUGGACUCUACAAUUAAAAGAAGCUUUAAAAUAUGAUCCACGAAAUGCUCAAAUGUUUGAUAAUGGGGUUUUUUGGAUAGAUUAUGAUUCACUUCUUCAUUUUUUCCGAGUUAUAUAUUUGAAUUGGAAUCCAGAAAUUUUUAAAUACACAUAUUGUAUCCAUCAAUCUUGGAAAGCUGGUGUUGGCCCCACAAAAGAUUUGUUUAAUAUUGGAGAAAAUCCUCAGUUUUGCUUAGAUUUGAAAUCAUCUAAUUGUGCUGUGUGGAUUUUAUUAACUCGUCAUAUUACAGACAGAGAUGAUUUUGCAAAUAAUAGAGAAUUCAUAGCUGUUGUUGUUUAUAAAAAUGAAGGUCAUAAAGUUUACAUACCUGAUGAUCCUGAGCCUUAUAUUGAUGGUGUGAGGAUUAAUAGUCCUCAUUAUUUGUGCAAAAUGGUUAUUCCUCAAGGUGGAACAACUAAAUACACAUUAGUUGUAUCGCAGUAUGAAAAAACGAACACAAUUUAUUUCACAUUACGAGUUUAUGCCACUUGCCCGUUCACUCUCUCAAGCAUUCCAAAUGUAUAUAAACACAAGCAUGAGAUAAAGAAUGGCGAAUGGACCAGUGAAUUAAGUGGAGGUUGUGCCAACCAUCCUCUGACACAUCAAAACAAUCCUAUUUAUCAAGUGGCAUUACAAUCUUCUUCAGAUGAUAAUCAAAUGUUAAUUGAUCUGAAAGGUCCAAAGCAAUUUUUUGUUGGCUUUGAAGUAAUUACUGUGACAGUAAAUAAUUCUAGCAGUCCUGGUUACUUUUCUAAAAAAUCGUCAGGCUCUUUCAGACCUGGUCACUCGAUUUUGGAAAUAUUGAAUGUUCCUGCCGGCAUUUAUAACAUAAUGCCCAGCACCUUUAAUCCUGGCCAGAAAGGCCCAUUCUUCCUCACAAUCCAGGCAACAUGUCCCAUCAAAGUCUCUCGCAUAAAAUAGUUUUUGCUGUUUCUGAAUAUUUAUUUUUAUUAUAAGCACUCACAUUGUCUGUUUGUAAAUGAAAUUUAUUUUAUUUAUCAUAUAUUAAAGAAAUUAUUUGCUGUUA